Messenger RNA from Papaver somniferum (opium poppy), 3913 nucleotides. RefSeq lists its product as uncharacterized. The transcript is spliced from 9 exons. Lineage: Eukaryota; Viridiplantae; Streptophyta; Magnoliopsida; Ranunculales; Papaveraceae. The record is from RefSeq and is a predicted model, not a curated record. The coding region runs from base 349 to 3501 and encodes 1050 amino acids.
UGAAGCAGUGGUUGGUACGUAUUGUGCAAAAUCUGUUCAGUUGGAGUAAUAUUUACUAGUGGGAGGAAAAUGUGGGUUAUUGUGGCCUCAUUCAAUUGUCAUUAUCUGGAGGUUGUUGUGUACCCCAUUUAAUUUCGUGGAGAGUAAAGAACCAAAACAGUUCAAACUUUCUCCUUCGGGCACUAACUAACGGCGACGUUAUCCAUCCAAACCCGUGAAGGAAAAAGUUGUUUUUCCGUUAGCUACGUGUCGAAUGGGAAGAAGGGCAGCGCUACUUUUCGGAUUUCAAACAGUUAUAUAAAAGAGAACAAAAAUGAUUUAUAAAGUAUUUGAUAUCCGUUGGCAAAAAUGGCAAUAAAGCAGAAUUUCUUUCUUCUUUCCUUCUCUUUUCCUCCCCAUUCACACACUCUCUCUGCAGUUCUGCUCCUCUCUGGUUGUCUCAGAGCUUUUUGGCCGUUUUGCUUUCCACCACCAUUGCUCAGACAGUUCUCAGACUCCACACAGAGGAAAAUGCUGGGAAAUUGGGAAGAAAAUGGCAACAGUUGGACCAUGAUAGAGAACAGUUCCAUGCCUGCUUCGGGCGAGGUAGUGGCAGGAGGAAUUACUUAUAACAAUGCCCUGGUUGAAGGAGAUGGAAUAUGUGAUCCUGCUUCAGAAGAUGAAAUAACUGAAAUGAAGGAUUUGUUAGCAGAGCCAGAAAGUGUCAAAAUAUCAAUGGAUGCGCUACUGUAUUGCAACAAUGAAUAUUUAGAGAAAUGCUUAGGAACUGGAGAUGUUUUAGGUUCCGCUCAUCAGAACAAUCAUUUAAAAUCUUAUACUGGUACAAUGCAGUCCGAUAUUCCUCUAUAUCAUAACGAUUUAGUGAAUGCCAAUGGAGUUAGAGAGGAAGAUCUUCAUGUAACAGGUGGCCUAUCAAGUGCUUCCAAUGAACUCAUUUUAGAUACGAAAUAUAUUGCUAGAUUUUCCAAUUUGGAGUACACAUGCGAAGGACUCCAUUCAGUAAACCUCAGCUUGGAAACUUGCUCUCCAGGCUUGGGUGGGCGGGUCAGUGAUAGUUCUGAAGCAUUAGAUUUAUCAGCUGGUACAAUGAAUCUACUGCCUGAAUCUACAUCAGAUCAAAAUGUUCUCUUACUUGACAAGCUGACCACUCAUGAACUGCAGCUGGCCUACAGGGGCAUAUUUUGUCUGGAGACCACUGUUAAGGACAGGGAUUGGCUUUUUAGUCGUAUCUCACUUGGUUUGCAGAACUUUAUAAUGGAGAAUGGUCCGGGCUUCUUGGAAAGGGAAACAUCUUCUACGGAGUGUGAAGACACGCAUUUGAAAUGUAGUAAUGAUUCUCAUGGAACGAAUUCCUCCUUUGAGAGUUGUUCUCCAGGCCUGAGCGAGUGGGUCGCCGAUGGUGCUCAAGCAUUAGAUUUAUCUGCCGGUACAGUUAAUCCAGUGCCUGUAUCUACAUCAGAUCAAAAUUUUCUCAUACUUGACAAGCUAACCACUCAUGAACUGCACCUGGCCUAUAGGGGCAUAUUUGGUCUCGAGACCACUGUUAAGGACAGGAAGUGGCUCCUUAGUCGUAUUUCACUUGGUUUGCAAAACUUUAUCGAAACGGAGAAUGGUCCGGCCUUCUUGGAAAGGGAAACAUCCUUUACCCAACGAGAAGACAUGCAUUUGAAAUGUAGUGAUGAUUCUCAUGGAAAGAAUUCCUCCUUUGAGAAUUCUCCAGGCUUGAGUGAGCGGGUCACUGAUGGUGCUGAAGCAAUAAAUUUAUCAGCUGCUACAAUUAAUUCAGUGCCUGAAUCUACAUCGGAUCAAUAUGCUCUCUUAUUUGACAACAUGACCAUUCAUGAAUUACACCAGGCCUUCAGAAGCACAUUUGGCCUCGAGACCGCUGUUGAAGACAGGAAAUGGCUUAUUAGCCGUAUUUCACUUGGUAUGCAGAAGUUUAUCGAAGCGGAGGAUUGUUCGAUCUUCUUGGAAAGCAGAGUAUCUUCUGCAAAACAUGAAGACAUGCCUUUGAGAUGUAAUAAUGAUUCUCAUGGAAAUAAUUCCUCCAAGAGUUGCUCUUCAGGCUUGAGUGAGCGGCUCACUGAUGGUGGUGAAACCUUAGAUUUAUCAGCCGGUACAAUUCCAGUGUCUGAAUCUACGUCAGAUCAGAACGGUCACUUACUUGACAAGCUGACCACCCAGGAACUACAGUAUGCUUUUAAGAGCACAUUUGAUCUUGAAACCACCGUUGAGGACAGGAAGUGGCUUAUUAACCAUAUCUUAAUUGGUUUGCAGAACUUCGUUGAAAUGGAAAAUGUUUCGGGCUUCUUGGAAAGGGAAAUAUCUUUUACGAAUCAUGUGGACGUGCAAUUGAGAUGUAGUAAUGAUUCCCUUGGAACUGAUUCAUCCUUUGUUGAUACGAAAAAUGUUUCAGGCUUCCCGGAAAGGGAAGUAUCAUCUACGAAACAUGUAGACAUGCAUGUGAGAUGUAGUGAUGAUUCCCUUGGAACUGAUUCUUCUUUUGCAAGUGUAGUGGGUAACUGGGCUAAAUCACUGUGCUCGAGUCAAACAGAAAAGGUUACUAGUCUGGAUGUUUAUACAACCAGUCAUUCCAAGGUCAACGAUACUGGAUUUGGAUUAAUGAGUUGGAGAAAUGGGGGAGCAGUUAAGAAGCGGAAGAGAUCACGUAAGCCUACCCGGGGAUUCAUUGAAGCAUCAGAUUUGAAAUCAAGAUAUUGUAUUGAGAAGUUGGAGAAUCGCAUUACAAGCUCAAAGGAUAAGUUGAAUGAACUGAGCAAUCAGAACCUUUUAAACGGAGUUGUUGACAUGGCAUCCAACUGUAAACAGGACACUUCUGGUGAUUCAGAUAGUCAGGUAACAUGUGGUCGUUGGAAGGCUAAGAGGUUUGCGAAGAAAAAUACGUCUGUUCGGGUGCAUGAGCAUGACCCUGGGGACAACAAAAAUGACAGGUCAUGCUGUGAUCCUGAACACAGUUCUGACUUGGAAUCAUCUCACAGAGAAUGGCAGGAUGACAUGUCAGAGUCGGAUGACGGCAUCAUGACAGUAAGCACUAGAAAGGAUCCGAGUCGGAGGAAGAAUCACAGAGUAUGGACUCUAUCUGAAGUGAUGAAACUGAUUGAGGGUGUUUCUCAGCACGGAGUUGGAAGGUGGACCGAGAUUAAGCGGCUCUUGUUCCCAUCAUCUGCUCAUCGCACUGCUGUUGAUCUUAAGGACAAAUGGCGUAAUCUCCUAAAGGCUAGUGGAGCCAAAUUGAAGAACAAAAGAAAGGAUUACAUAGGGCAGAAGGGGUCACAGCCGAUACCUGAGUCAGCUCUAAAGCGUGUCAAGGAACUGGCCAUCAUCCAUCUGUACCCAAGGCCGUGCCAAUCCAAGCACACAUCUAGUAGGACAUCCAAGCUCGUAAAUACAGCACUACAGUCCCCCUCAAAUCAUGCUGCCUCCAAUAGUGAUACCACAGUCUGCCGCAGAGGAAGAACACACAGGAAGAGUAUCACGUGACAUUCAUCGUCACCUCCUAGGUAAAUAUUUAACAGUUGGAGAUAUAUUUUAUGUGGUAGAUAACAGUUGGAAAUAUAUACCUAUAGUGAAAUAGCUAAAUCAAUAUUCUGAAAUAAGCUAGGUUGUCUUUUGGGUCAUAAUAGAUAACAGUUGGAGAUAUAUAUCAGCUAAAUCGACAUUCUGAAAAUAAGCUAGGUUGUCUUUUGGGAUUUACUGUACAUAGAUCGAUAUCUAGUCUCAGUAAAUAUUUUGACAUUUCAAUAAAACUUCGGAUGAAGUUUUUAUUGCGUGGAAUGCGAGUCAAGUCCCAUGUUUGAUGUCUCUAAUUUUGCUUCAGUUAGUAGUUCAGAACUUCAGAUAUAUGUACAGCAAUUACGAGAACCAUUUAGUAUAUAUAAGUGGGUGAUUGACU